GGCUGGGAGCCCGGACUCCUGGGUUCUCUCUCUCUCCCUGGUGAGGGGGGCUGGGAGCCCGGACUCCUGGGUUCUGUUCCUAGCUCUGGUAGGGUGGGAGGAGGCAUGGGGUUCAGAGGUUAGUUGUCCUGGGAGUCAGGACUCUUGGGUUCUGUUCUUGGCUCUGCCCGUUUGACCCUAGGACAAGUUGCUUCCUCUCUCCCUGCCUCAGUUUCCCUGUACGUAAGGUGAGGGUAACCCUGCCCAUAAGCAGAGUGGGGACUGCGAGGGUUGGUCCAUUCACAAGGCUAAAGUCUGUGUGUGCUGUAGAUCAGUGGUUCUCAACCUUUCCAGACUACUGUACCCCUUUCAGGAGUCAAGCCCAAACCUGAGCUCUGCUGCCCGGGGCUGAAGCAUGUAAUAUAGCUUUACAGGCUCCCUGUGGCAUAGGGCCCUGGGCAGUUGUCCUGCUUGCCACCCCCUAAUGCCAGCCCUGCACUUGAAAACUCCCAAACCCUGUCCUGUGACCCCUUGCGGGGGCGUGACCGCCAGGUUGAGAAACACUGAUCCAGAUGAGUUGGCAUACCCCCGGAAGAUCUCUGCGUUCCCCAGGAGAGGGGGACCCAGAAGACUGGACCUUCCAGCCAUCGCAGGCCCCUUUUUUGACAUGGAGGAGCCACGUGCCAAGAUCCUGGCGCUGGAGACGUUUUGUGUAGAGCAGGUUCCGCCAACUGUCUAUUAUGUUCCAAACUUCAUCUCGAAGUCGGAGGAGACCUAUCUGCUGCACCAGGUUUACGCUGCCCCCAAACCCAAGUGGACCCAGCUGUCUGGAAGGAAGCUGCAGAACUGGGGAGGGCUGCCCCAUGCCAAAGGGAUGGUACCGGAGAAGCUGCCCGCCUGGCUGCAGCGCUAUGCCGAGAAGAUCUCCUCCCUCGGAGCGUUUGGAGGGAAGCUGGCGAACCACGUGCUGGUGAAUGAGUACCUCCCUGGGCAGGGGAUCAUGCCUCAUGAAGAUGGACCUCUGUACUUCCCCACCGUCACCACCAUCAGCCUGGGAUCACACACGCUGCUGGACUUCUACCAUCCCGUCAGCAGGGGGCAGCACGUGGACAGCGAGCAGGUCCCCGCGCCCCAGACAGAGGAGCAGCGCCACUUCCUGUCCCUGCUGCUGGAGCCGCGCAGCCUCCUGGUUCUGCGGGAGGACAUGUACGUCCGUUACCUGCACGGGAUCCGACCCGCCACCUCCGACGCCAUCUCGGAGAAAGUGGCCAACGUGGCGGCCUGCAGCGCGGCGCUCGGGGACGAGCUGCGCCGGGGAACCCGGGUGUCGCUCACCAUCCGCCACGUCCCCAAGGUGCUGAAAACGGCCAUUUUCCUGGGCAGGGGGAAGUGAGGGGAGGAGUUUGCUUCCCUCCCUCCCGCCCAGGCUCUUGCCUGAAAAUGGUGCUGUGAAACGUGCAAUUAACGAGGGGGUAGGGAGACCCGGACAUGGAAGGCUGCGAAGACCCCGUUCUCCCAGCGCGCCGCAGGAUGGGAAGAGCCGAGCCCAAGAGCGUCUCACCCGCACGGGAGGAGAAGAGCAGCCUCUGGGGUCAUCUGUACGAAGGCGCAGAGACUUGGACCGGAUGCAGCGUGGUCUAGUGGUUAGAGCGAGAGGCCAGGGUGCCAGGACUCCUGGGUUCUGUUUCCAGCUCUGGGAGGGGAGUGCGGGGCCUAGUGGUUAGAGCAGGGGAUAGGAAGCCAGAACUCCUGGCUUCCUACUCCCCACUCGUGCUCCUGCUUCACCGUGUGACCUUAAGGGACUCUCCCUCCACCUCCCAGUGCCUUAGUUUCCCUGGCUGUGACAUGGCAGGAGUGCUAUCCGUUGGCAAAGCACCCUGAGCACUUCAGAAGCGUGCGGCAGGCUCGCCUGCUCCUACCUACGUUCAAACCCAUUCAUUUAAAUGCGGUGAACUCUAAUAAAGGCAGGGGGGGGUCAUUCCACCUCGCUGCUGCUUGAGGAAUCA
Messenger RNA from Malaclemys terrapin pileata, 1985 nucleotides. It is a transcript of the gene ALKBH6, whose product is annotated as alkB homolog 6. The record is from RefSeq and is a predicted model, not a curated record. NCBI's taxonomy places the organism in Eukaryota, Metazoa, Chordata, Testudines, Emydidae. The coding region runs from base 464 to 1372 and encodes 302 amino acids. The transcript has 7 exons.